Messenger RNA from Anoplopoma fimbria (sablefish), 567 nucleotides. Its product is annotated as cytochrome c oxidase subunit 5B, mitochondrial. The transcript is spliced from 4 exons. NCBI's taxonomy places the organism in Eukaryota, Metazoa, Chordata, Actinopteri, Perciformes, Anoplopomatidae. Bases 61 to 444 code for a protein of 127 amino acids. The record is from RefSeq and is a predicted model, not a curated record. Gene Ontology annotation, cellular component: mitochondrial envelope. Gene Ontology annotation, biological process: mitochondrial electron transport, cytochrome c to oxygen.
GGGUCAUUUCAGUCCAGCUGACAGUCGUUUUCAGGUCAGUCUACCUGCAGCUUGUCAACAAUGGCGGGACGUCUACUUCUCCGAGCCUGUACUACAACAGCGCGGCUGAGGAGCAAUGUGGUGGCUAGACCGUUACACCGAGCUAUGGCCACAGCUAAAGGAAUACCAACAGAUGAAGAGCAGGCGACUGGACUAGAGCGACGUGCUCUGCAGGCCCUUAAACAGGGAAAGGAUCCCUACAGUAUGCUAAAGCCCAAGGAGUAUGCUGGCACAAUGGAGGAGCCUCACAUUGUGCCAUCCAUUGGAAGCAAGAGAAUGGUGGGCUGUCUUUGUGAGGAAGACAACACAGCUAUUGUGUGGUUCUGGCUCCACGAGGGAGAUGCCCAACGCUGUCCUUCCUGCGGUUCCCACUAUAAACUGGUCCACCAUGAGCUGCCCCAUUGAAACUAAAUUUAACACAAGCGCUGUACAAACAGGACAAUCCAGACAUCCAUAUCUGCCUCCUUCAUGGCCACAUACUGUAAUGUGUGCAUAUGAUUUAUCAUUAAAAUGUAAACUUUAACUAAA